Messenger RNA from Cryptotermes secundus, 1292 nucleotides. RefSeq lists its product as uncharacterized. The record is from RefSeq and is a predicted model, not a curated record. The coding region runs from base 16 to 405 and encodes 129 amino acids. NCBI's taxonomy places the organism in Eukaryota, Metazoa, Arthropoda, Insecta, Blattodea, Kalotermitidae. The transcript is spliced from 3 exons.
CCUCACCACGCGGUGAUGAGUCAUCACAAUAGCACUACUUUUAGUUGCUACAAACAGUUUCUCGAGGCAAACGAUGAGGGUGACGAGUGGGGAGCAUCAGAGCCUUCAACCCUCGUCAUGGAGGUGAGUGAGGGGAUGGUCCUAGUAGGCGUGAUCGUAGGCGUGUCUGUGGUAGUGAUCCUCCUCUUCAGUCUUGGGCUGCUCAUUGAUUGCAGAACCCGGAAAUCUGGAUCUCAAUCAAGUAACAGUAACGCUGGGAAAGUAAGUGUGUCAGCAAAACGGACAUUUCCGCAAUUCAUUAGAAACAGUGCACAGAACAACGAGAAUAUAACAUUUGUUAACGAAAUGUGUACUGAGAACAUCGCGACGAUACCUGCAGCAUCAAGAAGUACUGAGAACAGCUAGUGAGACAAGAUGGUUGGACCAGUGUGUUUUGUGACCGCACAUUUGUAUAUCAGUAAUGAAGUGAACACAUGACCACAUGGACAACAUUUGAAGAAGAGUUGCAGGAGACGAGCUGAUGAAUACUUUCAUUGUUUGUUAGGAUGAUGACGAAUAAUCUUAGAUUGAGUGGGCUUGCAUAGAAGUAAUGCUCUAGACUUGUAUUCAGGAGAUAUUUAGUUCAAAUCUCAGUUGGGGCACAAACUAUAUUGACUGAGGUAUUUUGUUCUCCUCAGUCGGCUAGACCAGGACCACUUCCUGCCACAUCCACCAAACAUCCUAUCAUUCAUUUUCACUGGCUGCAUCCUGUUGUGUCUCAGACAGUAUGUAGGAACUCUGCUACCGUCAACACAAUAUUUCAGUAUUACUUUUAGAUCUUUAUUUACUGCGAUGUAUUCCCGCCUGAUGAUGGCCAUGUAUGACCAAAACAUGUCACAGUAAAUAAAGAUCUACAUGUAAUACUGAGAUAUUGUGUUGUGUUGACGGUAGCAGAGUUCCUACACAUUAUAUAUUACUCUACCAUUCAAUGUUAUGUAGUCUAGAUACUGAGAGUGUCACUAAACAAACCACCAAACCACCAAACCACCAAACCACCAAUUAAAUUCCCAGCCACAGUUUCCCCCAUUUGCAGCAAACUAAACAGAGAUCUGUACAAGAAACAGUGGAGCAAAUGACCCAAGACUUCCACAUCACAAGCCUCUACAUUCCACCAUACCUUGUCCAUUCUGGUGGCAGAAACAACAAUUCGAAGGGGCCAUGUCUUGAUGUUAUGAGAGUCUAACUUAAAAUAAUACAUUACUUAAUGAAGUUCUAUUUGUAUCAACUGAUCAAACAUGAAUUUUUACAUUCAA